AAUGCUCUACCCGGAAUUGUCAAAGGGUCGAGUUAUGACCCGAAGUAUUGGACGGAGGUCGCUUUUGUGACGGAUGGUUACUGUGGCUCUGCUUGCUCGAUAUUUACGCAGACUCUACAGCUCACGGGAGCUGCAACAGCUUUCACUUUCGGUGGUCUGGCCGAUCAGGCGAUGGAUGUUGCCUCUUUUGGUGGUGGAAACGUUCUGGAAUAUGAUGACAUAUCCCCUCUAUUGAAUAUUGCCAGUCAUCUCGGGUACUGGGCUACAUUUGGUGAGUCUGACUAG
Perkinsus marinus ATCC 50983 is the source of this 285-nucleotide messenger RNA. RefSeq lists its product as hypothetical. The record is from RefSeq and is a predicted model, not a curated record. NCBI's taxonomy places the organism in Eukaryota, Perkinsozoa, Perkinsida, Perkinsidae. The transcript has a single exon. The annotation marks the transcript as partial.